AUGUCUGGUCGUGGUAAAGGUGGUAAGGGACUUGGAAAGGGAGGCGCUAAACGCCAUCGGAAGGUGCUUCGGGAUAACAUCCAAGGUAUUACCAAACCGGCUAUUCGUCGUUUGGCGCGCCGUGGUGGUGUCAAGCGUAUUUCUGGGUUGAUUUACGAAGAGACCCGUGGCGUGUUGAAGGUGUUUUUGGAGAACGUGAUCCGUGAUGCUGUUACUUACACUGAGCAUGCUAAACGUAAGACGGUUACAGCCAUGGACGUGGUGUAUGCUCUGAAACGCCAGGGCCGCACUCUGUACGGAUUUGGUGGUUAG
Malaclemys terrapin pileata is the source of this 312-nucleotide messenger RNA. Its product is annotated as histone H4. Gene Ontology annotation, biological process: nucleosome assembly. NCBI's taxonomy places the organism in Eukaryota, Metazoa, Chordata, Testudines, Emydidae. The record is from RefSeq and is a predicted model, not a curated record. The coding region runs from base 1 to 312 and encodes 103 amino acids. The transcript has a single exon. Gene Ontology annotation, molecular function: DNA binding; structural constituent of chromatin; protein heterodimerization activity. Gene Ontology annotation, cellular component: nucleosome.